AUGGAGAGAUGGCUUGAUAGGAUUGAAAGCGAGCUGGGCUCUGAUGACCAUGGCCGCGAUUUGGUUUCUGUUGAACACUUGAUGAAGAAAUUGGACGCUUUGGAUGCCGAAAUACGAGGCCGAGCCGAAGCUGUGCACGACCUAAUGCAGAAAGCUCGUGAGAUCAAAACUCUUCGGGUCGCCAACGUCGGACGCGAUCCUUGGUGCCUGCUGAGCAAGGAAAACCUACGCGAUGCGCACGCUUUAUACGAAUGGACGGCUUGUGCUGAAGAAGAACUCGAAUGGCUCGCGGACAGGUUGCCGCUGGCACGAAGCCAAGAGUGUGGUGACAGUCUUCAUGCGGCGCACAGCUUGCAGAAGAAACAUAUGGCUCUGGAAAAGGAACUAGAUUCACGUCAAGCCGGUAUUCAUGAAAUUGAAUCGAAAGGAUUGGCAAUGGUACGAGCAAAACAUUUUGCUGCUCCUCAGAUAGAGAAGAUGAUCGACAAUCUCGCAACAGCGUUGCUGUCAGUUAAGGAUGCUGCCUCAGUGCGACGAGCUCGACUGCAGCACGCUGUGGACAGCCACGAGUACUACACGGAAGCAGCUGAGGCGGAGCAAUGGAUUAGAGUGGCUCAGUUUAAAAACGAACUGGACAGACUUCGUACCCGUUGCGAUUCGUUGCAGGACCAUCAGGAUGCGAACCAGAUCGCUGCACGUCAAGCAAAAUUAGAGACGGCAUAUUCUGAUCUAGUCAAGGAAUGUAAUAGGAGACGUACGCAGCUUGUAGAUGCAGGUCGUUAUCAUCGGUUCGUCCGCCAAGUCGAUGACCUGUCCGACUGGCUCCAUGAAAAAGAACACGUAAGUUUUGAUCUGACGUUUUUUUUUUCGCGAAUUUCGGUUUUCAAGAAAUUCGAAGAUCUUUUUGAUUUUGGAUUGGAUUUCGCGGCGUAA
Molecule: messenger RNA, 933 nt
Organism: Cooperia oncophora
Lineage: Eukaryota; Metazoa; Nematoda; Chromadorea; Rhabditida; Trichostrongylidae
Source: the annotation of a GenBank genome assembly